UUAUGCUUUACUCUUUUGUAGACACCGGGCAAUCAGUUGACAUGACAUUUACCAGUGACGGAAGUGUUGUGCGUAGCGGUUUCUCCUUUAACUAUGUCACUGAACUUGUCUACUGCAAUGCAACCAUAAACGGCACCUCCGGUACCUUUGAGUCACAGCCUGGUGGUUACGGCAGCCACAUGUACUGCACCUACACCAUCAACACCCCAAGUCCUGGAGAACUUCUUUUCAACUUCCCAUUGUUUGACGUUGAGAGAGACAGCAGUUGCCGAUAUGACGCUGUGGAGAUGGGAGGAGACAAGCUGUGUGGAACAAACAUCGGAGAGAAGACGUACAGUACUGAUGGUCAUUUCCAGUUCGUCUUCACAAGCGAUGGAUCUGUAAAUGGAGAAGGUUUCAAGAUAGACUUCACUUUCAUCCCUCAUGAAAUUCAGUAAAUUAAAGACAUGGGUGUUUUACCAUGAGACGGAAGACAUUCUAAAUAAACCACUUAAACGA
Haliotis rubra (blacklip abalone) is the source of this 498-nucleotide messenger RNA. RefSeq names its product dorsal-ventral patterning tolloid-like protein 1. Lineage: Eukaryota; Metazoa; Mollusca; Gastropoda; Lepetellida; Haliotidae. Bases 3 to 437 code for a protein of 144 amino acids. The transcript is spliced from 4 exons. The record is from RefSeq and is a predicted model, not a curated record.